Molecule: messenger RNA, 1500 nt
Organism: Geosmithia morbida
Lineage: Eukaryota; Fungi; Ascomycota; Sordariomycetes; Hypocreales; Bionectriaceae
Product: MFS transporter, ACS family, pantothenate transporter
Exons: 13
Coding region: 1-1500 (499 amino acids)
Biological process (GO): transmembrane transport
Cellular component (GO): membrane
Molecular function (GO): transmembrane transporter activity
Source: RefSeq, a predicted model, not a curated record
AUGAAAGGCAGCCGACAAGGAAGCAUUCCGGUUACAUCGGUCUCAGAACCGUCCUCCCCAUUUCCUCCCCCAGGCGAUCAUGACCACCUCACCGAGAGGAAGACCUGGAGUGGCAGAGUCAAGGGGAUCGUCUGGGACACGUUGGAACGGAGCCCCGAGGAACGUAGGUUCAUCGCCAAGAUAGACUUCUUCAUCUUAACUUGGGCUGGCUUCACGUACUUUAGCAAGAAUCUCAACACGAACAACGUCUCCAACGCCUAUGUAUCCGGGAUGAAAGAGGAGCUGAAUGUGGUCGGCAACCAAUACCAGACCUUCACGACCAUGUGGACAAUCGGCUAUGUGAUAUCGCAGGUUCCAUCUCAGAUCAUCUGCACCAAAGUUCGGCUGUCCUUGUGGUGUCCUAGCUGGGAAUUAUUCUGGGUCAUCAUCACCUUCGUCACUGCUGCCGUCCGGACCCCUCAUCAGUUGUACGCUCUUCGCUUCCUGGUUGGACUGGCAGAGGGCACGUUUUAUCCUGCAGUCCACACAGUUCUGGGCGGAUGGUAUACCAAAGAAGAACUCGCGAAAAGGGCUUGCAUAUUCUUUGCUUCCGCCUUUGUGGGAUCCAUGUUCAGCGGCUACCUGCAAGCCGCUCUUUAUACCGGAAUGAACGGGGUAUGUGGCCUUUCGGGGUGGCGCUGGCUCUUUAUAUUUGACGGUGUCAUUACUUUCCCCAUGGCCAUCUGGGGCUAUUAUGCGCUUCCGGACCUUCCCAGUAACACUCGUGUUCGUUGGCUGAAACCCGAGGAGAGAGAAUUCGCGCUCGCCCGCAUGAAGCAUGCUGGCAAGCAACUCGAGAAACCCUUCACCUGGCGGGGUCUCAGGCGUAUUCUGGGGCGGUGGCACUUCUGGGUCUAUACGACUUACUAUACGUUCUUCAUAUGCAGCGAGAACAUUGGCAGCUAUAUGAAUCUCUGGCUCAAGAGCCUCAACCGAUAUACUGUUGCUGAGGUCAAUACGUAUCCGACGGUCAUCAACGCCAUCACAAUAGUAACCACGCUGUCCUAUGGCUGGACCAGCGACUACCUGCAGGUCCGGGCACCGAUCGUCUAUUUCUCUCUGGUCGUGUGUUUCUUUGCAGCCAUGAACCUUGCGGUAUGGGACGGCGUCCCGUUCGGCCUGAAGUGGGCGUCGUACUAUCUCACUGGGUUCGUGAUCCGAUCGCCCCCCGCUUCGCGCAAGGCUCAGGUCCUGUCUUCCUGGUACGCCUUCAAUGCCUGGAUACCGCUCCUGACGUACAACACGACCUACGCGCCACGAUUCUUGGUCGGGAAUUGGACUACCGUCGUUUUCAUUGUCUGUGCGGCAUUGACAUUGACGCUUGCUGUCCUGCUGCAGAAGACGGGAGACAAGCACGGUCCUGCAUCCCUCGUGAAGAACACCGACGACGAACUGGUCGAGAGACAGCCGACUAGCGAAGCAACAAGACAAGACGGUUUGACGGGUCAUGAGGUCAAGUGA